Messenger RNA from Aphidius gifuensis, 4128 nucleotides. RefSeq names its product ubiquitin-protein ligase E3C. Gene Ontology annotation, molecular function: protein binding; ubiquitin protein ligase activity. NCBI's taxonomy places the organism in Eukaryota, Metazoa, Arthropoda, Insecta, Hymenoptera, Braconidae. Gene Ontology annotation, biological process: protein polyubiquitination; ubiquitin-dependent protein catabolic process. The transcript has 3 exons. The record is from RefSeq and is a predicted model, not a curated record. Bases 540 to 3821 code for a protein of 1093 amino acids.
UGAAUAUAUGUGGAUAAUGUCAAAAAACUUCGUCUGAUUUUUUGUCACAUAUGUAUUAUUGUAUAAUUUAUACACAAUACAUAUAAUCAAUUUUUUUUUAGUAGUCACUAUUGAUGAUGAAAUAAAUUUUAAAAUUAAAAUAUGUGCAUUAAAAAUAUCUAAACAAAAAAAAAUUCAUUUCACGUAGCCAUUGGAAUAAAAAUAAUAAUUUAUCAUUGUCAUAUUUUAAAGUGAUUCAUUAUUUGGAUUAUAACAAAAAUCAUCAUCAUUAUUUUACGAUUGAAUGAAAAACUACUUCAUCAUCGUAUUGAUAAAUUUAAAAUAAUUAAUAAUUAUUAUUUUAAUUAAAAAAAAUAAUAGAUUGUUGUGAUAAGAGAAUAUAAACAAUGAUCAUGACCUUGCAAAAAAAAUAAUAAAAUCAAGGACUAUUGAUUUUUCGAUUUAACGUGACAAGUGUAAUAGUGUUUUUUUAAAUUUUUUAAAUUAUAAUUUUAUUUUUUUGUUUUGUUUUUAAAUAAAAUUAUAGGUAAUGCUUAAGGAUGUAUAGUUUUGAAGGUGAUUUCCGUAGAAAACCACAGCAAAAUUUAGCUGGUGCAAGUCGUAGAGAUGAAAAAUCAGUUUUAUUACAACAUGCACAAUUUGAAAGAAUAAAAAGACAACAACAACGUAAAAAAUAUAAUGCAUCAUUAAAAAUACAUGCACAAACAAGAAGUUAUUUAAUACGUCAAACAGUUAAAAAAAGAUUUCGUAAUGAAUUUGAUAAUGCAAAAUUAGAAUUAAAUAAAAAAAAUAUAUCAAUUGAUUCAUUAGUACCAUAUAUUAAAACAUUAUUAUUUUUUUAUGAUUCAAAUAUUGAUGCAAAUCGUUUAAUAUGGCUACUUGAACAAAUACUAGCAAAUAAACAAAAUUUAUUUAAUAAAUUAAAUAAUGAUGAUUGGUUAUGGCGAUUACGAUGGAUAUUAAAAUUAUGUUUAAAAUUUAUAAAAAAUAUGAUUAAUUCAGAUAAACCAAUAUCAACAGCUAUACCACUUCGAGUACUUGAAACAUUUUUAAUAUCUCAAAAUACAAAUGAUAAUGAUAAUAAUUUAUAUAAAUUAAAAUUACGUGAUAUAUUAUUGUAUCUUAUUAAAAAUUCGUAUUUUGAUGAUUUAAAAAAACUCAUUGAUGCACAUGUACCACCAUUGAUUGAGCCAUGUUCAAUACCAACAUCACCAAGAGUCAAAUGUUAUUUUGAUUUAUUAAAACAACCACUUGUAUUAUCAACAGAAAUAACAACAACAAAUAAUGAUGAAUUUACAACAACUGUUAUUAGUGAAUUUGUUAAAAAAAUAUUAUUACCAAGAAUGACUGAUGCAGUUAAAUAUUUUUUAAUUCCAGCAUUAUCAGAGCUACCAAAAUUUCCAUAUGCUGAAUUAAUAUGUUGUAUAAAUAGACUUGAUAUAACAAUAACAAAAAGUUUAAUGUAUGCUGUAUUAUCACUUGAACCACCAAAUUUUAAUCCAAUAAAUUCAGAUGUAUUGGUUAAUUAUGUACAAGUUUUAGCAACAUUAACAACAACACUAACUCCAUUACCAUCAGAAUCAACAAGUUCAACAUUUAAUGAUGAUGAUGACGAUGAUGAUGCAGAAGAUCAUGAUCAUCAUCAUGAUGAUAGUGUUGGUAGUAAUAAUAAUAAUGAAAAUCAAGCAAAUAGUGAUGUUGAAAUGAUUGAUUCAAGUCAACUGGCUAUAACAACACAGUGUAUUAAUAUGUUGAAUGAAGAUGAACGAGUUAAUAGAAUACUUGGUUCACUUAAUCGUUCAGAUGAUACAGCUGUACUUUUAUCAUUGUGUAAGUUAUGUCAUAAUUUAUUACGUACACAUAAACUUGCUUGUCAUAAGUAUAAACUUUUGUAUAUGUUGGCAUUUAAACCAACAUUUUUACGACGUUUAUGGACAACAUUAAUAACAACAUGUCAAACAUCAAUAUUUGGUGGUACAUCAACACCACUUGUACAAAUAAUGUCACGUGGAAUAGCACCAACAAUUGAAGAUUCGAAAAAUAUUGUAUCAUUACUUGCUGUAUUUUGUUCAUUAUUUAGUCUUUUAAUAGCAACACUUCAUGAUGCUGAAUUUUUUAUUGAAUUUAAAGAUAAUACAAUGAUAGAACAAGUAACAACAAAUAAUAAUGAACGUUCUGCAAUGCCAUUUACAAUGACUGAAUUAAUACCAUUAACAAAUUAUUUAAAAAGUGUUUGUUUAGGUCUUGUUGAAUUAGCAUAUCCUGAUUCACGUCCAACAGUUAGAGAUGAUUAUAAAAAAGCUGUACUUGGUAAAACAAUAAUAGCUGAUGAUGAAGAUAAUAAAAAAAAUACACAAAUGUGGGUACAUUUAUUUAAAGCAACAUCUGGAUUAUUGAGACAAUUACAUACAAGAGAUUUAAGAAGACAAUAUUGUCCAGAUGGACAUUGGAUUAGUUCAAAUAUUCCAAUACCACUUGAUAAACCACAAGAUUUAACAUGGCGUAGAAGAAGAAAUCGUCAAGGACAAUCACCAUUUCAGGGUCUUAGAAAUUUUGUUGAAAAAGAAGAUGGUGAAACAGGACCACCAUUAUCAACAAAAGAAAUAAGAAUGUUAACAUUGCUACGUGAUGUACCAUUUAUUGUACCAUUUAAUGAUCGUGUUAUGGUAUUACAAUCAUUAAUAUAUCGUGAUAAACUUGAACAACAAGGUGAAUUAACACAUUUUAUGCAAGGACCAUCAAUUCAUAUAUCAGUUAGAAGAAAUUAUAUUUAUGAAGAUGCAUUAGAUAAAUUAUCACCAGAAAAUGAACCAGAAUUAAGAUUAAAAAUGCGUGUACAAUUAAUAAAUAAUGCUGGUCUUGAAGAGGCUGGUGUUGAUGGUGGUGGUUUAUUUCGUGAAUUUUUAUCUGAAUUAUUAAAAACAAGUUUUGAUCCAAAUCGUGGAUUUUUUCGUUUAACUAAAGAUAAUAUGUUAUAUCCAAAUCCAACAGUACAUUUAUUAAUUGAUGAUUUUCCAAAACAUUAUUAUUUUAUUGGUAGAAUACUUGGUAAAGCAAUAUAUGAAAAUUUACUUGUUGAAUUACCAUUUGCUGAAUUUUUUUUAUCAAAAAUUGUUGGUAAACAAUCAGAUGUUGAUGUACAUCAUUUAGCAUCACUUGAUCCAGUUAUGUAUAGAAAUUUAUUAUAUUUAAAAAGUUAUAGUGGUGAUGUUAGUGAUCUUGGUUUAGAUUUUACUGUAUUAUCUGAUGAAUUAGGUGAACGUAGAAUUGAUGAAUUAAAACCAAAAGGUUCACAAAUAACAGUUACAAAUGAUAAUCGUAUUGAAUAUAUACAUUUAAUGGCUGAUUAUAAAUUAAAUAAAGAAAUACGUCCUCAGUGUUAUGCAUUUAAACAAGGUAUUGCAAAUGUUAUACCACUUGAAUGGUUACAAAUGUUUAAUAAUAAAGAAAUGCAAGUACUUAUAUCUGGUGCACAAAUACCAGUUGAUGUUGAUGAUUUAAAAAUUCAUACUAAUUAUACUGGUGGUUAUGCACCAGAUCAUCCAACAAUAUUAAUUUUUUGGAAAGUUGUUUGUGAAUUUAGUAAUCAACAAAAAGGACAAUUACUCAAAUUUGUAACAAGCUGUAGUAGACCACCACUUUUGGGCUUCAAGGAACUUGAUCCUCCAUUUUGUAUACAACAUGCUGGUAGCAUUGAUCGUCUACCAACUUCCAGUACCUGUAUGAAUCUAUUGAAACUUCCAGAGUUUCCAGAUGAAUCAACAUUACGUGAAAAAUUAUUGUAUGCCAUUCAAGCAGGUGCUGGAUUUGAACUCAGUUAAUGAGUUUUUAAAUUUGUCAAAUAUUCAUAGAUAUUUUGUUUUUUAAACAUUUUUAAUUCCAUAUACAAUUUAUUUGUAAAUUUUUUUUUUUUUUCCAUUUGUGGUGUAUCAUCAUCAAAUGAUGGUAGAACUGAUUUAUCAAAUUUUUCAUUAAAUACAUGAAAUAAAAUUUUUCAUUAAAUUGAUCAUUUUUAUGGCAAAAUUAUUCAAGAAUUUCGUCGAAAUAUUAUCAUUAUUUUACUUUUGUUUAUUUUUACAAUUAUAUUGAAUUGAAAAUUAUAACAAUCAAGCUCAUUUAUAAUAAUUU